This is a messenger RNA of Nelumbo nucifera (sacred lotus), 471 nucleotides long. The record is from RefSeq and is a predicted model, not a curated record. Lineage: Eukaryota; Viridiplantae; Streptophyta; Magnoliopsida; Proteales; Nelumbonaceae.
AUGAGAUCUUGGUCAGAUUUCCUGUCUAAUCUCUACACCCUAACCAUCUUCUCCCUCUAUUUGCUAUUCGAAGCAGCCCAGUUGAUCCAAUCGGCUGCAGUAAGAUCCUGGUGGUUCAAAAAGUGCACAGUCUCGACAACUCAGUAUCUAGCUUUGGUCGAAGAAAAGCACCCAGUAAUUCGCUACAAGAGCACCGAAAUGAGGCCGGAGUUGAACGAGUGUGCUGUCUGUCUGACCCAGUUCGAGGAAGGGGAAGAGGUGAGGGAGCUCGAAUGCAAGCACGAAUUCCACAAGGAGUGCUUGGACAAAUGGCUUCAGCACAGGCAUGGCACAUGUCCUCUGUGCCGGCGUUCCGUGUUGCCGGAGCAGAUUGUGUUUGAGCAAUGCCAAUUUCAGAGCGAGCAAGCGUACGACGGCCUCCAAGAUGAUCUGAUUUUCUUCUUCCCUGCCCAACAUGAUGCUUCCUUUUGA